Messenger RNA from Perca flavescens (yellow perch), 795 nucleotides. Its product is annotated as probable polypeptide N-acetylgalactosaminyltransferase 8. Gene Ontology annotation, molecular function: polypeptide N-acetylgalactosaminyltransferase activity. The record is from RefSeq and is a predicted model, not a curated record. The transcript is spliced from 4 exons. Gene Ontology annotation, cellular component: Golgi apparatus. Lineage: Eukaryota; Metazoa; Chordata; Actinopteri; Perciformes; Percidae. Gene Ontology annotation, biological process: protein O-linked glycosylation. The coding region runs from base 67 to 795 and encodes 242 amino acids.
CGCUACGCGCGCGUCUUUCAAGGUUUCCCAUUCCCUUGCUGGGGGUUCAGACUGUGCGCUAUCACUAUGAGAGUGUCUUUGAAGCGGUCAGUCGUCAUACUGGGGGGGAUCGGGCUCCUCGUCUAUGUGGGCGUGUUUCUAAAGGGUGGAUAUAAGCCUGAGACUGACAAACAGCUGGACACACCGCAUUUGAUCAGGAGUUUUUCUGAUCUGGAGACAAGCAUCAGCAAUCUCCGCAAUGUAGUCAGAGCUUUUGAGAAAAAGCAGGACACCAUGCAGAAAAUGCUUGAAGAGGACAGACUCAGAUGGAGAAAAGCUGCAGAGGUCAAACAGCCAACUGCCAAAACACAGCCAGAGCAGAAAGAGAAACCUGAAGCAAAAAUCCCCGACCAAAAGGAGAAUUCUCAAGAGAAAAAGUCUAAUAAACUGUUUCCCAACUCUCCCCUGUUCAAGACGUGGGGGGAGAAUCUCUCUGAGGAUGACCAAAGAGAGGCACAGGCUUUGUUUGACAAAUAUGGAUACAAUGUUUUUCUCAGUGAUCGCCUCCCUCUAGAUCGAGCUCUUCCAGAUACCAGGGAUCCAAGGUGUCUGAAAAAGAGUUACCCAGAAGACUUACCAAGUAUUGGAGUAGUGUUGAUCUACCUGAAUGAGGCCCUGUCUAUUAUCAAAAGAGCUAUGCGCAGCAUCAUUGACCGCACCCCUAAACACCUGCUGAAGGAGAUCAUAUUGGUGGAUGACAAUAGCUCUGAAGAAAACCUGAAGGGUGACCUUGACAUGUUGCUCUCAAAAUUGUAA